Molecule: messenger RNA, 2352 nt
Organism: Solanum dulcamara
Lineage: Eukaryota; Viridiplantae; Streptophyta; Magnoliopsida; Solanales; Solanaceae
Product: auxin transporter-like protein 2
Exons: 8
Coding region: 551-2011 (486 amino acids)
Cellular component (GO): plasma membrane
Source: RefSeq, a predicted model, not a curated record
AAAGAAAAAAAGAAAAAUUAAAAAAAAAAAAUGAGACAUGCAAUUAAUAUAUAUACAUACUACCUCUGCAAACCAGUAAGCUUAGCUUAGAUUUAGCUGCUACUAGUAUUACUUCAAUUCUGCCCAAUAAACUUCCCUUCUUUCUUUCUUUUUUUUUUGCCUUUCUGCAAGAAAAAAGCUCUGUUUUUUUGCUACUUUUUUAAGGCUUUCUUCGCCGCCUUUGUAGUAAUCAGAGAAACUUAUAAAUAUAUAAAUUUCACACAAGAGCAUUUAAGUGAAUUGAUUGGGGUUUCCAGUAGGUUUUUUUAAAGUGAAUUGAUCUUUACAAUUAUUUUCUGUGCUUGCAUUUAUUCACUUGAAAUUUUUGAAGAAAAAAAAAUUGUUUCUUGUUUCCUUUUCACUCUGCUUUUUCACUAUAAAUGAACUGGGGCGGUUGCUGCAAAGAGAAUUAAAGGAAUAUAAUUUCAAUUACAAGAUAAGUGUAUUCUUCUUCUUCUUACAGAGAUCUGGUUUCAAGAAAAAGACAUCUUAGUACUACAAGAAAUUGAUAAUGUUGGCUCAGAAGCAAGCAGAGGAAGCAAUUGUCCCAAAUUUCAAUGAAACUGAUGGAAGCUGCAGCAAAGAAGAAGUUGAAAAAUUAGAAGAAGAUCAAUCACUUUUUAAUGUGAAGAGUUUCCUCUGGCAUGGUGGCUCUGCUUGGGAUGCUUGGUUUAGUUGUGCUUCUAAUCAAGUUGCACAAGUGCUAUUGACAUUACCAUACUCUUUUUCUCAACUUGGUAUGGUAUCAGGCAUAGUACUACAAGUCUUCUAUGGUCUUCUUGGUAGCUGGACUGCCUACCUCAUCAGUGUUCUCUAUAUUGAAUAUAGAAGCAGAAAAGAAAAAGAAGGUGUUAGUUUCAAGAAUCAUGUCAUUCAGUGGUUUGAAGUGCUUGAUGGACUAUUGGGACCAUACUGGAAAGCAGCAGGCCUUGCAUUCAACUGUACUUUCCUUUUGUUUGGAUCUGUCAUACAACUAAUUGCUUGUGCAAGUAACAUAUAUUACAUCAAUGAUCAUUUGGACAAGAGGACAUGGACUUACAUAUUUGGAGCUUGUUGUGCAACAACUGUUUUCAUUCCUUCUUUCCACAACUAUAGAAUUUGGUCAUUUUUAGGCCUUGGAAUGACUACUUACACAGCAUGGUACUUAACCGUUGCGGCUCUUGUUCACGGUCAGGUUGAAAAUGUUCAACACACUGGUCCAUCAAAGCUAGUGUUGUAUUUCACUGGUGCUACUAAUAUUCUUUACACAUUUGGUGGACAUGCUGUUACUGUGGAAAUUAUGCAUGCAAUGUGGAAACCACAAAAGUUCAAGUACAUUUACUUAAUAGCCACAUUGUAUGUUUUCACCCUAACACUACCAUCAGCUUCAGCAGUUUACUGGGCAUUUGGUGAUCAACUUUUAAACCAUAGUAACGCGUUCUCACUUCUACCUAAAAACGCAUGGCGCGAUGCUGCUGUGAUCUUGAUGUUGAUUCAUCAGUUCAUCACGUUUGGAUUCGCGUGUACUCCGUUGUACUUUGUGUGGGAGAAAGUUAUAGGGAUGCAUGAUACAAGAAGUAUAUGCCUUAGGGCAUUGGCUAGAUUGCCUGUUGUUAUACCAAUAUGGUUCUUAGCUAUUAUUUUCCCAUUUUUUGGACCUAUUAACUCUGCAGUUGGGGCUCUUUUGGUUAGUUUCACAGUCUACAUCAUACCAGCUCUUGCCCAUAUGCUCACUUAUCGAAAAUCAUCCGCUCGUCAGAAUGCAGCUGAGAAACCACCAUUUUUCAUGCCAAGUUGGACUGCUAUGUAUGUUAUUAACAUCUUCAUAGUGAUCUGGGUUUUCAUCGUUGGAUUUGGGUUCGGAGGUUGGGCUAGCAUGACCAAUUUCGUUAGACAAGUCGAUACAUUUGGCCUUUUCGCGAAAUGUUAUCAAUGCAAACCUUCACUUCCACCGGCAAGUUUACCACCACAUCCGGUGCCUGUCCACCACUAAGAAGUUGACCUAGAUCCCACCUCUACGCCAAAGGGAUGUCGGAAAAUUUCAACAGUCAAAAAUGUCCUUAGACUAUAUCUUGUGUAUUAUAUACAUGGGGUUGUAGCAAUACUUCCCUUACAUGUGGUGUGUCAAAUUUUCAUUUUUCUUAUUUUUGCCUUAAGUUUAAAUUUUUUUCUUACAGCAAUAUUAGAUAUAAUAGUGUGUUAAAUUGUGAUGAAUCCUUUGCUAUCAAAAGCAUAGGAUAAUUAAAUCAAUAUGUGUUAGCUUUUGAAGUUCUUUUCUUCCCCACUUUUGGUGGAGUAGUAAAUGAUUGUUGUUAUAAAAUAGGAUUUUAUAUA